Branchiostoma floridae (Florida lancelet) is the source of this 1933-nucleotide messenger RNA. Its product is annotated as DBH-like monooxygenase protein 1 homolog. The transcript has 4 exons. NCBI's taxonomy places the organism in Eukaryota, Metazoa, Chordata, Leptocardii, Amphioxiformes, Branchiostomatidae. The coding region runs from base 909 to 1508 and encodes 199 amino acids. Gene Ontology annotation, biological process: norepinephrine biosynthetic process; dopamine catabolic process; octopamine biosynthetic process. Gene Ontology annotation, molecular function: dopamine beta-monooxygenase activity; copper ion binding. Gene Ontology annotation, cellular component: secretory granule membrane. The record is from RefSeq and is a predicted model, not a curated record.
AUGUUACAUACUUUGUUUGUGGCAGAUGGAAUAUUGAUAGAUAACAAUUAUGCAAAUGUGUCUAAUUUGCAUACUCAAUGCAAAAGUGCCAUAAUCCUUCUAAUUGGUACAGUAAAUGAUUCGAUUGCCGACAUUUUGACAUGUGUAAGUUAGUUAAAGGUGUACAUAACCAAGCAUAAAUUAUGAAUUAUUGUGAAAGUCAUUUGCAUAAUCAGAAUAUUUCAUGGAGAUAUGAGGUAUACGAACUCUUCGUAAAGAUGUAAUCUUAAGGACACUUGCAGUAUAGUGGAAAAUACUAUCAUCUGUGGUUAGAGCAUUUCUCUUGACCACUUUUCAAUGUAUUAAAGAAAACAGAGAAAUUUCGGUCAGCUCUACUAACGUAACGCAUUCCCUAUCAAACUUAGUGUGUGUGCUUCUUGUUUUUGUAGCAUGUAAUAAAGUAAAGCUUUUAACUGAAUGACUCAUUGUCAGCCGUUGCCACGAUCAAGAUAAAUCUUAUUGACAUAACGAUAGCUGCUAUUGAAAAACAAAUAAAUGAGUACCACGUGUUUACCUCCAUUACGUUAAGACGCACUCGUGACUAUUACUAAGCUUUAUGAUUAGAACUGAGCUAUAAGUGAGCUAUAAAAGACUGAGUAGGUUGAAUCAAAGUCUUGUGAGACGUUCAGGUAUCAGUGAUCACAAAGCCUAUAAGAUUGGAAAGAUGGUUAGUCUUUCUGUGAUUGAUCGUCGCUGUUUUGCAGCACGGUGGUGCAGCUUCAGCCACAUCUGAUCUGACCCAGCACGAAGUUCUGGACGAGAAACGUGAUUUUGUCCUGUCCUGGACGUCUGAUGACGAGCAGAUCGAGCUGGAGGCCCGGGUGAGAACCAGGGGGUGGCUCGGCCUGGGUCUGUCUCCAAACGGAGCCAUGCCGGGAUCGGACAUCGUCAUCGGCUGGGUGAAGGACGGACAGGCAUACCUUACCGAUCGCUACGCUGAAGACAAGGCGCUACCCCCUGUGGACGAGAGUCAGGACUGGGAACUUUUGUCUGGGUACGAGAACGAGACUCACACCGUUCUCAGGUUCAAACGGAAGCUGCAGACUUGUGACGUCAGAGAUCGUGUCAUCAAUAAAGACACCCUGCGUGUUUUGUGGGCGUGGAACGAACACGACCCAGACGGUGACACCGGUCCUGGCUACCAUGGCCAUCACCGCGGGGUUCGCAGCAGCGUCCUCCUGAGAAAUGACAUGGAGAGUGACUCUUUACCCGCCCAGGUCCACACAUAUGAUGUUACUAUGGCAAAUGCAACCAUUCCAGCUAAGAGAACAACCUAUUGGUGUAAGUUGUUGGAGGGGCCGACACUGCAGACCAAACAUCACAUCUUCAAGGUAGCAGUAAAUUUGUGCUGUAUCAGCGUCAUUAACCGUACAGUUAGCAUUCCAUCUUUUAUCCCAAAGACAGGCAAUGGUGAUGUGACAUCGUUGUUGUCCAAGAAAAAAGGGCGUAUCUUAAUUAUGCUUAUAUGAUAAUAUUAUUUCAACAGCAGAUAUUCAUUAGCUAUUCGUUAUUUCAAAUAGACGACGUCGUUCAUUUGUAUGUGCAUUGAUUGCUAUAAAUCAUUGAAACAAAAUCAAUGCUAUAUUUGUUCCAUAUGCCCGACGGUUGAAUAUAAAUAUUUCACAAGACCAACUUUUACUUUUGUAGGAUAAAAGAACUUCACUUCAUCCUUGCGUGACCAUGGUACUGAAGCAGAACGUUCUGUUUUGUCUCUUUUGGCCCGCACAUCAUAUGGUCCUGAUAUUUGGUGGCAGAUAGCUUUUGAUGGAAAGUAGAAUAUUGGUGUAGGUUAGAGCCUCCUUUCAGCCUGCUCUGGAGCUGCACUUUUAUUGUGUAUAACUGAACAAAGAAACGAGGAAUUUUGCUGAAAUUCAAUCUGCAGGUGACAGCGAUG